ACGACCUUGUUACGUCCUUCUCUUGACACUUGGACACUUGGCGUUGCUGCAGAAGAGAAAAUUUCUUUGCUGAACGACGUCCGGAUUGGAAGCGUCCGAGUUGUUGGCUCCGCGGCGUACACCACCGUACACACUGUUCUGGAGGAUCGUCGGAACCGCGGAUCGUGGUGUCACUGGAGCUGCUGACUGAUUCCGCGACCUGAUUUUUUAUCACAGGGAAAAGUGUUCAACCACUUGGCCCAGCACGACAACGACGAGUGUCCAAAAGAAGAAGAAAAAAAAAGCAACGAAGAAAUAGAAUUACCAACCGCCAGCCAUCUGCAACCAUGUGAAUUAAUCGACAGCAGUUUAUUUUAAUGCAAUGAGUGAAUAAAUCGAAAUUCCAUAACUGAAGUAUAAAGUCAGAGAAAACAAAAAAAAAAAGAGGAAAGCAAUCGAAGCACUGAGAACGCGAAUCCAUUAAAAUUGUGCGAGCAAGAAGAAAGAAGUGAAACCGAAGCUAAAAGUGAGAUAUUUAAUUAAAAAUAGAACCCAUCAGCGCCAGCAAGCAAACAAGCAAAAAAUAAAAAUCCAAAAUUAUAAAAGCACAUCUAGAAAUCAAUUUCGGCAAAAGUGGCUCAAGUGGCAGUUUGAAAUUGUUCGCUUCUUCCACAUUCUUCAACACAAAACAACAAACCACACAACAACCAAGUUCACACACCGCACAGGCCAGUGAUCUUCGUGCAAACCCUCCGAUAUCUCCAGAGCAUCACGAAGAGCAACAAACAAAACAAAAAAAAAACCGGCCAACCCCGAAGACAGGAGCGCGAGUGUGUCCGCGGCUCACAGUACACAACCUGUAAUCUAAUUUAAAACUCUUGUUAUUGUUUGUUAUUGUUGUUGGUCCCUCCCCGUUUGUGGCGAUGAUGAUGCUGUGCUCCCCGAAAAACCGUGUUUGGUCGUGAUCCGGCAGUGCGAACAAAAGGAAGAUUUACGCACUUCAACGAACUCGAACUCGACAGCGAGAACGACGACGACGACGACGACCGACGGAACCAUCACCACCGGAAGUACUGCCGGGACGAACCAGUGACCUUUGGUGGGUGUCUGUUUGGCGGUGCCUGUGUCCCAACGACGAUCAUCACCGUGACUGCCAUUCUUAUCGGAUUAUUUUUCGAGCUACGAAACUGUCUAGUUUCCAUGAGCACUCAGGGCGAUCCGUCGACAUCCGGUGGAGGACCUGACAGACCGUGUGGGAUAACCUCGCUGCUUCCGGUGGGCAUGUCUUGCCGUGGCCGCGCCGAAGCCUUCGCUCGCAGCCUCCAGUCUCGCCUUCGGACACUUGGCGCCCAGGGCAAUGCAGACGAUGAAGUGCCGAUCACCGGCGGUGGCAACGGCGCCAGCAGUACCGGCGUCUACAACGCCGAAAACACAUGGCUUUCACAGGAGGAGACUGCGGCGGUAACGAGCUCACAGCCAUCCCGACUGGUGGUGACCAACGAUUCGGCCGAUUCCUGCUUUGACUUUGACAUGGAGAUCGAGAGUCCGGGUUCACCGGUUGAAGAGUGCGAGUACCUCCCGUUGAUUGAAACGGCCACGGCCACACCGGCAGAGAUUGCCCCGGAAUCGGGCUACGUGUGCGCCUCACCCUGUUCCACACCGCAGGUCAGCCAGGAAGAGCACAGUCCAUCGAGUACGGGUUCAUCGUCCGACUGCCAGUUUUACGACCCCGAGAGUUCGGACGCCGAGCAGCGUUGUGACUACUACGACUGUACUACCUCGGAUCCGUCAUCGGGUUCCAUUUCGGCGACAUCCCGACCGACCACGUCCCGAACACAACAACACACAACUACCUCAAUGGAAUCCACCCCAACGACGACGACGGAACCAACGGUGGUAGCGACGGCAGCGUCGGCGGCAGGCGCGUCAUCUCCCACGUCUCGAAGGAAGAAACACCAAAACGGUCACCUUCCCAGCGGACUCGGCACAGCGACGGCAGAUUCGGACAGCUGCUCGGAAUCGUUACCACCGUCGCAGUCCACCGAGUCCCACGACUCGACCUUCACCGGACUGAGUUCGAACAACUCGAACAGCACACUGCAGGACGUCACGAUGGAAGACGUGCCCCCGAGCAGCAGCAGCGUUGACGAAACGGACGACGGGAAAGUAUUAGCGAACGGGCACGCCGUAAUGCCAAAGGGGACAAUAAUGCAGGAGGAAUCGACGGUGGCCAAGUUUGAGCUCAACCAGACGUACAACAUUGACGUGUUGAAGUUCAUCAACGGCGAUGCCGAGGAAGAACCGGACGAGGAGGAUCCCAACAGUCCAAAGGUCGAAAUGGCCGAAGUUGAGAAGAUGUUGCAGAACUGCAGCAGCGAACCCGAAGAGCAGCCAGCGGCAAGCGAACACAAGCGCGAAGGACUCUCGUCUGGCGAUGAGGACGAAGAUUUUUGUCGACCCCAGCGAAUCCGACGAUGUUCGUCGCUGAAAACGGGCAAAACCCCGCCGGGAACUCCGGGACGGAAAAAGAUUGUACGAUUUGCCGACGUGCUCGGGUUGGAUCUGGCCGACGUGAAGACGUUCGUCGAUGAAGUCCCGAAGGUGCCCAAGCAGGCGUACGAAGAUCUGGAAAUCAACAUGGAACCCGUGCAGACGCAAAUCUGUCUCGGUCCGCGGGCCGAUCGGGUGCUGGUUCCGCUGUUCCAGCAACCGGGUGCCCUGCCGUGCUUCCUCGACAGAGUGCGCGAAAAGCAGGUCAACCUGGAGAACGCCGCCGUGACCGACCCAAUCAACCUGACCAUAACCGGAACGGUGCGCGUGCGGAACCUCGACUUCCACAAGUCGGUGUACGUGCGCUACACGACCGACAACUGGCGCAGCUUCUCGGACCUGCAGGCCUCGUACGUGGACAACUCGUGCGACGGCUUCUCCGACAAGUUUACCUUCACUAUCUUCGGCACGUCGGUGCAGCUCGGCCAGCGGAUCGAGCUGGCGGCGCGGUUCCACUGUCGCGGCCAGCAGUUCUGGGACAACAACUACGACACCAACUACGUAUUUCAGUGCUUGCCAAUUUCCCAACCGAACAACGUGGCCCAACUGGCGGUCAAGCCGGCGAACCUCACCGAUUCCCUGCUCAGUCCGGACGAAAGCUGGUGCAAGAGUUUCUACUAGGUGUCCAGGUACCAUCCUCUCCCCCCGCCUAGCGUAAUUUUACCACACACAGAGAGAAAAAAAAUAGCAUGCGGAAGUAGCUUCACUUUCCACAACACCCCAACCCAAAAAAAAAAACCGGAAGUGAAGUCCAAAAUUUUAGCGUGUAGUAUUAUUGUUAAAUCCUGUUUCCUUCCUCAAAAUCCUUCCUUAUUUAUUAGAAACCAAAAAAAUAUUGUGCAAACAUUUUAACAAUUCCCAAUUUGACCCACCCCCUGUUUACUAAAUUUUUAUGUUUUUUUUGUUAGAAAUUGUGAACGACAUUCAUUUUACUGUACUGCGACGAGAGUCUUGUUGAGGUCGAAGAAGAAGACCGUUGGUCCUGUGGUAGGAAUGUAGGAAAGUCAAACUUUGCAGGCAAAUUAGGAAGAAAGUAAAAAAACAGUUAGAAAUUGUUGGACAACAACUAAUUAGAAACGAUAGCAAGAGGGCAAACGGGCAGAGAGAUCUGACGAACGAAAUUCUAGGCUGGCUCUCGACUUUUAAAAAGAAAUUAUCUAGUACUAUGAAAAGAAUUGUAAUAAAGUAUAGGGCACGUAUUGAUUAACCACAAAGAUAAUCAUGACUUUGUAUUGCUAGAGAAGAUUGGCGCAAGCUGAAAAAAAUCGUAGAAAUGGAAAUGCAAUUGUAAAGAAGAAACUGCAAGCAAAUCGUAGGUGUGUAACUAAUAUCACUCGUCAAGACACACACACACAGAUAACACAAACACAUUAGUGAAUUGAAAUUGAAUGCGGGGAGACACGCGGGAGGUGAACAAACGGAAAUAGAACGACUGUUAAGUUUCAAUCAAGAGAGAAGAUUUAACGGCGGAACCGCAAAGCGGACUCUCGCCACCAAGGCACGUAAAGAACAAACAAUACCUCCAUCUUUAUUUUUUCUGAUUUUUUAAAACGCAAUAAAAAAGCAGAAAAGAGUUGCAGAGAUGAACACACUUACACAAAUACAAAUAAUUAAAAGAAACGCUCUCCUGGUGCCUGCACAUACACACACACACACAGGAAGGAGAAAACGGAUAAAAAAUAAUAUAAAAAAACGAAUGGAAAGCAAAACAAAACAAUAGCUACUGUUGAAGGAGAAACAAACAACCCGGUGUCUUAUGAAAGCGUUAAAACAUGAAAUAAUUAUAUUUGAUUUAAGGAGCAUAAACCCAUGUAUGAUGAAAAAGUUUAUCCAAAGAUUAGAGAAUAAAGAAUGUUUAAACUAUAA
Molecule: messenger RNA, 4395 nt
Organism: Culex quinquefasciatus (southern house mosquito)
Lineage: Eukaryota; Metazoa; Arthropoda; Insecta; Diptera; Culicidae
Gene: Gbs-76A
Product: glycogen-binding subunit 76A
Exons: 6
Coding region: 1180-3150 (656 amino acids)
Biological process (GO): regulation of glycogen biosynthetic process
Cellular component (GO): protein phosphatase type 1 complex
Molecular function (GO): glycogen binding; protein phosphatase 1 binding
Source: RefSeq, a predicted model, not a curated record